Bacillus rossius redtenbacheri is the source of this 1366-nucleotide messenger RNA. Its product is annotated as protein CREG1-like. NCBI's taxonomy places the organism in Eukaryota, Metazoa, Arthropoda, Insecta, Phasmatodea, Bacillidae. The record is from RefSeq and is a predicted model, not a curated record. The coding region runs from base 462 to 1223 and encodes 253 amino acids. The transcript has 5 exons.
AAAAGAAUAAGGUUAAGCAAAUCUCUUACUGAUUUAUUUUAUUCCUCCAGAUUCUAGAUGAAUUAUUCCGACAGUGUCAAGAAUAUGGCCUGAUGGUGUCCCUGUAAUAGGAUUACAGAACCUAGAGUACGGAAAAGGAGUAGAAAUGCAUGUGCUCUAUGGCAAAGGAAAAUGACCUUGAGGAUAUGGCACGUGUUGUGUUGCGAGAUUUAAAUUUACGCAGGAAAACCUGAUGUGAUUUACAUAACAUGUCGUUGAGAAACACGUUUGGUAUUGUUAGCCUUGAGUAUUGAGGAAAUACUAGCAGAGUCAGUAAGACUCCUGUCAUUUGAAUUUUGCUAUGUCAUUUUAUUUGCUCCAAACACCACGCAGGGUGUAGGUGGAAUUUGAAGUUUGAACAUUUGGUCUUGUAGCUGGAAGCUAAACAGCAAGUUUAGCGAUCGUCUUUGUUGAGUAAUUGGAUGAAAGUAUUUAAGGUUUGUUCAGCUAGAAAAUUGGAAAUGGUUAAAUUGAACUGCCUCAUAUUCCAAGCAGUGCUUCUGCAUGUUGCAACUGCUACAACGAUUCAGUAUGGAAAAUUUGAUGCUGAUCAUAACUUCAGAAGAGUUAUCAAAAGGAUACCAUACAAGCAGAACUUCCAGAUUGAAAGCAACAAUGUUGAAUCCUUGGACAGUGUUGUGACAGCCACUCCAGGACCCAGCCCGCCGCCCCACACCAAGUAUCCAGAGAUGGCUCGCUUCAUUGUUCAUAAUUCAGACUGGGCCGCGCUGUCGUACGUGUCGUUCCAGAAGGAAACCCAGGGCUACCCGGUGGGCGCCAUCUUCUCCAUCAGCGAUGGCCCGCGGGAGCAGUCGACGGGCACUCCGUACCUAUACGUGACGGACCUGGAGCUGUCCGUCCAGGACCUCAGAAACGACUCGCGCUGCUCGCUGACGAUGACGCUGGCCGAGGGCCAGUACUGCCAACAGCACGGCCUGGACCAGCAGGACCCGCCGUGCGCCCAGAUCGUGCUGACCGGCCGCAUGCAGCGCCUGCAGAACGGCACGCGGGAGUGGGACUUCGCGCGGCAGGCCCUGUUCAGUCGCCACCCGCGCAUGAAGGGCUGGCCCUCCAAUCACUCAUUCUUCUUCAUGAAGCUGAAAAUUGAUGACAUCAACAUGACAGAUUUCUACGGUGGACCAGUGUACGUAGACGUGGAGCAGUACUUCAAGGCCAAGAUGUGAACGUCCCCCCACCGAGCGAAGCAUGGUGCUAACAGUGCUGUGUUACAAGAGGCGGACUAACUGUCUUCAUGUCUUUAACUAACAAUGAAUUUUUUAUAUUGUGUGCAAUUAGUUUGUUUGAAUACAUAUAUUUCUUAGCAGUU